GUCUGGUUACAAGCAGUGGAGCCCUCCUCCUUCUCCUUCUCCUUCUCCUUCUCCUUCUCUUUCGUGGAGAGAGGCUCGAGUCUACACACCAACAAAGUCCUUCUUAACUUCAUUUCUCUGGUGGAUCUCAUUCGGAUCUAUCACUCUCUCUCUCUUUCAGAUCUCCAUCAUCCUCUGUUAAUUCUUCCUAUUUGUAAGCUUCCAUCAGACCUCCUGAUCUCGUUACUACAAAACCCUAAAUCUCUUUGUCUAGAUUAAGAUUGCUUUCGAUCUCAAUUCUUCAAUUUUGCUUCCCUGUUGACUCCCAAGUCUGCAGCUUUACCUCUUGCUUCAGCAGAAUCUCAGAUCCAUAAAGCUAAAUCCUUUCGACGUAUGUGGAGGAAGUUAAGAGAGAAAGGGUGUUUCUUUUGAUGACAUGAGGGAUGUUAGCUACGUUAAUGAAACUUCUGAGUGCUUGUCUGUGGCCUUCUUCCUCCUCCUCCUCUUCCUCCUCUGAUUCAGCAGGGAGACAAGAUGGGUUGCUCUGGUACAAAGACUCUGGUCAGCACCUACUCGGCGAGUUCUCAAUGGCGGUUGUUCAGGCCAACAAUCUGCUCGAGGAUCAGAGCCAAGUCGAGUCUGGCCCUUUGAGCACGCUUGAUUCUUCUGGUCCUUACGGAACUUUCGUUGGAGUAUACGACGGUCAUGGCGGCCCUGAGACUUCACGCUUUGUUAAUGAUCAUCUCUUUCAGCAUUUAAAGAGAUUUGCAGCAGAGGAAGCGUCUAUGUCGAUGGAUGUAAUAAGAAAGGCUUACGAGGCGACGGAAGAAGGGUUUCUAGGGGUUGUGACGAAGCAGUGGCCUGUGAAGCCACAGAUUGCAGCUGUUGGGUCUUGCUGCUUGGUGGGUGUUAUAUGCGGAGGGAAGCUCUACAUCGCUAACGUUGGGGAUUCCCGUGCGGUUCUUGGAAGGGCUGUGAGGGCGACAGGUGAGGUUAUUGCGCUUCAGCUCUCAGCGGAACAUAACGUGAGCAUAGAGAGUGUUAGACAGGAGAUGCACUCCUUGCAUCCGGAUGACUCUCAUAUUGUUGUGUUGAAGCAUAAUGUGUGGCGCGUUAAAGGACUCAUUCAGAUAUCUAGAUCCAUAGGCGACGUGUAUCUUAAGAAACCGGAGUUCAACAGGGAACCACUGUACACAAAGUAUAGACUCCGGGAGCCGAUGAAAAGGCCGAUCUUGAGUGGGGAACCGUCGAUAACAGAGCAUGAGCUCCAACCGCAUGAUCAGUUUCUGAUAUUUGCUUCAGACGGUCUAUGGGAACAGAUGAGCAACCAAGAAGCUGUUGACAUCGUUCAGAACCACCCACGAAACGGGAUAGCGCGUAGACUGGUGAAGAUGGCACUGCAAGCUGCAGCGAAGAAGAGAGAGAUGAGAUAUACUGAUCUGAAGAAGAUAGAGAGAGGCGUGAGGAGGCAUUUCCACGAUGACAUCACUGUGGUGGUCAUCUUCCUUGAUACCAGUGUAGUGAGCUCUGCCAAAGGACCUUCUCUUUCUAUCCGAGGCGGCGGUAUGACUUUCCCCAAGAAACUCUAAAAAGUUGCUUCCUUCCUCUUUUUUUUCCUUUUUUUUUUUUUAGAUUCCCAUCUUUUGUAGCUACGUAUAAAAAAAUGUGUCACUCUUUGUUGUUGUUGGUAUAAGAAUGUAUAAUUUGUAACGUGAAAAGCCACACACCACUGACGUUUGGAAACUCAAUUCCAGUAAUCAUUAAUUUUUAUUUAUUA
Molecule: messenger RNA, 1756 nt
Organism: Raphanus sativus (radish)
Lineage: Eukaryota; Viridiplantae; Streptophyta; Magnoliopsida; Brassicales; Brassicaceae
Product: probable protein phosphatase 2C 46
Exons: 5
Coding region: 423-1568 (381 amino acids)
Biological process (GO): protein dephosphorylation
Molecular function (GO): protein serine/threonine phosphatase activity; cation binding
Source: RefSeq, a predicted model, not a curated record